AUGACCUCUGCAUCCGCCAUGAAAGCCGCUGGAGUUUUGGUUCUGUUUACUGUUCUAACAUUAGCUUAUGCGAAAAAGUCAGCUGAUGUGACAGAGUUGCAGAUUGGUGUCAAGUUCAAGCCUCAGAAAUGUGAUAGUCAGGCUCACAAAGGGGAUAAGAUCAAGGUCCACUACCGGGGAAAGUUAACUGAUGGAACUGUUUUUGAUUCAAGUUUUGAGAGGGGUGACCCUAUUGAGUUUGAGCUUGGAACUGGUCAAGUCAUUCCAGGAUGGGACCAAGGUUUACUGGGAGCUUGUGUAGGUGAGAAGAGAAAGCUGAAAAUCCCAUCCAAACUUGGUUAUGGUGAUAACGGCUCACCACCAAAGAUCCUGGGUGGGGCGACACUGAUAUUCGACACCGAGCUUGUUGCUGUGAACGGGAAAACAUCCAGCGAGGGAAAAARGAAGAAUGAGCUUUGA
Molecule: messenger RNA, 459 nt
Organism: Arabis nemorensis
Lineage: Eukaryota; Viridiplantae; Streptophyta; Magnoliopsida; Brassicales; Brassicaceae
Source: the annotation of a GenBank genome assembly